Molecule: messenger RNA, 1611 nt
Organism: Lampris incognitus (smalleye Pacific opah)
Lineage: Eukaryota; Metazoa; Chordata; Actinopteri; Lampriformes; Lampridae
Gene: akt2
Product: v-akt murine thymoma viral oncogene homolog 2
Exons: 13
Coding region: 1-1449 (482 amino acids)
Biological process (GO): protein phosphorylation
Molecular function (GO): ATP binding; protein serine/threonine kinase activity
Source: RefSeq, a predicted model, not a curated record
AUGAAUGAAGUCAGUGUUGUGAGAGAGGGAUGGCUACACAAGAGAGGUGAAUACAUUAAAACAUGGAGGCCUCGCUACUUCAUCCUGAAGAGUGAUGGCUCCUUCAUCGGCUACAAGGAGAAGCCAGAGGUGUCCAGUGAUCACAGUCUCCCACCACUCAACAACUUCUCCGUUGCAGAAUGCCAGCUGAUGAAGACAGAACGACCCAGGCCCAACACAUUUGUCAUCCGCUGCCUACAGUGGACUACUGUCAUUGAGCGCACCUUCCAUGUGGACAGUAAUGAGGAGAGGGAGGAAUGGAUGCGAUCAAUUCAGGCGGUUGCCAAUAGCCUUAAGAGUCAACAGCAGGAUGAAGAGCCCAUGGAGAUCAAAUAUGGCUCACCCAGUGACAGCUGUGGCACAGAGGAGAUGGAGGUGGCCACAUCUAAAUCCCACACCAAAGUGAACAUGAGUGACUUUGACUACUUGAAGCUGCUGGGCAAGGGGACAUUUGGUAAAGUGAUCCUGGUCAAGGAGAAGGCUACAGGGGUGUACUAUGCCAUGAAAAUCCUCCGCAAAGAAGUUAUCAUUGCCAAAGACGAGGUGGCACACACAGUUACAGAAAGCAGAGUUCUCCAAAACACAAGGCAUCCUUUCCUAACGACACUAAAAUAUGCUUUCCAGACACAUGACCGCCUAUGUUUUGUGAUGGAGUAUGCAAAUGGAGGCGAGCUGUUCUUUCACUUAUCCCGUGACCGAGUGUUCACGGAGGACAGGGCUCGGUUUUACGGAGCAGAGAUAGUGUCUGCACUUGAAUACCUACACUCACGCAAUGUAGUUUACAGGGAUCUGAAGCUGGAGAACCUUAUGCUGGAUAAGGAUGGCCACAUAAAGAUAACAGACUUUGGCCUGUGUAAAGAGGGCAUCACCGACGGCGCCACCAUGAAAACGUUCUGUGGGACACCAGAGUACCUGGCACCAGAAGUGCUGGAGGACAAUGACUAUGGCCGGGCGGUGGACUGGUGGGGCCUUGGCGUCGUCAUGUAUGAGAUGAUGUGUGGCCGACUGCCUUUCUACAACCAGGACCACGAGCGCCUCUUUGAGCUCAUCCUCAUGGAGGAGAUCCGCUUCCCCAAGAACCUGGCCCCCGAGGCCAAGGCCCUGCUGGCAGGCCUGCUUAAGAAAGACCCUAAGCAGAGGCUGGGAGGUGGGGCAGAAGAUGCCAAAGAAGUGAUGACCCACAAGUUUUUCACAUCCAUCAACUGGCAGGAUGUAACUGAGAAAAAGCUUAUUCCCCCCUUCAAGCCCCAAGUGACAUCAGAGACAGAUACGCGUUACUUUGAUGAUGAGUUCACUGCACAAACCAUUACCGUUACACCUCCAGACAAGUACGACAGCAUAGAUGCAGAGGACUCAGACCAGCGAACACACUUUCCACAGUUCUCCUAUUCCGCCAGCAUACGGGAAUAAGCGUUGAAACACUUGAAUCAGUAGGCAGGCUAACACACGUUCACCCCCACUACCACCACCACCACCACCCUGACACACAAACACAUAAAUACAUAACCCUCAUUUGUGCUGCUGAGGUAUUGGAAUGAUGCAAAGAAAAACUGGCACAAAACACAUUUUCAA